Messenger RNA from Syngnathus typhle (broad-nosed pipefish), 3285 nucleotides. It is a transcript of the gene cdca4, whose product is annotated as cell division cycle associated 4. NCBI's taxonomy places the organism in Eukaryota, Metazoa, Chordata, Actinopteri, Syngnathiformes, Syngnathidae. Gene Ontology annotation, cellular component: nucleus. The transcript has 2 exons. The record is from RefSeq and is a predicted model, not a curated record. The coding region runs from base 578 to 1429 and encodes 283 amino acids. Gene Ontology annotation, molecular function: transcription regulator activity.
CUCAACAUCCACACUUCUACCCGGUCAAAGUGGUCGGUUCGCCACACCACUUUUCUCGUAACCCACCCGGAGAAAAUGUAGACAACUAGACAUCGUACCCCCACGUCGACGUGGCCGUCAAGUGAUGUGCAACUUGAAAAGACAAGCGAUUAGUGUGACUCCACAUUAGGAGUUGGCCUUUCAGCGGAGAAAUCGUGUGGAGCAAUCGUGUUGAUUCGCCACGACAAGAAAGCAAACGUUGGUCGUGUGCGUGUGCUCGCGUCUGUCGAUUCCCCUCCCCCCUUCGCCUUCGUCUCCCUGUCCGUGCCCCGGCUGGCUGGCUGGCUGGCUGCUUGGUUGGAGUUCUCACUCCCUGGCUGACUCAAGCGAGUGGCUGUGCACAGCGGUGUUGGCGGCUCCACAGCAGCAGCAGCAGCAGCCGCAGCGAGCGAGCGAGCGAGUGCGCAGAGAGAGAGGAGAGGCGCUUCACUUUUUGAAGCCGUGGCAUGAAUGAUCUCAUCGGAACGUUCUGCUCUGCUUUCACCGCCGACGAUCCUAUGAGUGAGAUCGGAAGAAAAUAAGAGUGAGACAAGACGACAUGUAUUCAAAGGGCACCAAGCGUAAGUUCCUAGACUCGGCGGAGGAGGCAACCAGUCCUGGCGUACAGGGGCCAGCGACAGCUCGGACGCCGUCGCCCUCAUAUAGUCUUCAGCGCCAGUCUCUCCUGGACAUGUCGCUCAUCAAACUUCAGCUGUGCCACAUGCUGGUGGAGCCCAACCUGUGCCGCUCGGUGCUCAUCGCCAACACGGUACGGCAAAUACAGGAGGAGAUGACUCAGGACGGCACCUGGCAGAUCAUGACGCAAGCCCUGGCCGCCGCCCAGUGCCCCGCCGAUCGUCUGGUGGCCACCGAGGUGCUGUGCCGGCAGUCGGACCCGGCGGCGGCUGGUCAGAGCCCCAAACCGUACCCUCUGAUGGGCGGCCUGGACGAGGGCUACCACACAGAGGAGGUGGUGAUGGAAGCGGGGGACCACAAAGAGGUCCUUUCCACGCAGUCCUAUCUGGCGGGCCCUUUUGGGAUGGGGCCCUGCUGGGAGGAGCGUGAGGAGGAUGACGAGGACGGCGAGGAGUCGGAGGGCGAGGACGACGAGGACCGCCCCGAGGUGGAAUCCAAGCCGGGGGAGCAGGUUUUUGGCACUUUUGAGAUCAAGCAGCCGCCGCCGCCACCCCCCCCAGACCCGGCGCUGGAGGAGCUGUUCUCAGACGUGGACCCAUCCUACUAUGAGCUGGACACAGUGCUGACAGGCAUGCAGAGCGGCCCCAAGAUGGGACCUUACGACCUGCUGGAGAGCCUUUCCUCCCACGGGCCGCAACCUCUCAGCCCCAGCACAAGCUGCCGGUCGGACCUGAACGAACUGGACCACAUCAUGGAGAUCAUUGUGGGCUCUUGAAGCUCAGCACCGCCGUGGACUUUCCUGAAUGUGCUUUUGUUACACAGCCAGAUUGUGGGAGGGGCAAAGUGGGAAAUUAUCUGCGAGCCAAAAAUGAUUUUUCGGAUCGGCAGCUCCCAUUGGGACAUUUUUAUGUUCUUUUGUUUUUACUCGAACAGUAUAUUCCAAACACGGAGGAACACGUUCACAAGUAGGGUUGCAAAGUGGUGGAAAGGUUCCAGUACAAUUCCACAAAAGUUUAGCCAAAGGAAGUUAAGCUGGGGAAAAAGGUUUCCAGGUUUGAAACUUUACGUAAGAAUUGGGGACAAUUUUAGGGAAGCAUGCAUAAAUUUAAAUUUUUGUCAGAAGCAGUCAUCCAUGCAAAAUAGAUAGCUCUCCUUGCCCGAAUGUGGGAUAUCAUGUCUUUUUUCCCACUUGGCUCAAGCAAUGGUGUAUCGAUAGCUUAUUCGUAACUGAAAUUUCUGCUUGUAAUACAAACCCAAAAUGAAAUUACAAAUGAUGGGUUGAGAAACACAAACUGGUAAAUCGGGACUACAGUGGACCCAUGCCAUUUGCGGCUAAUCUGGACCAAACUUGAAUCGAGAUAACCCACCAAUAAUUAACUGAAAAUAAUCAUCUUGUUUUAAAAACUAUUGUUCGAGAAUAUCAAAUGAACAAAUUAAUCUGUUAAGAAACAGUAAUUGGAGAAAAAAAAUGUUUUGCAAUCGAACAAAAUGCCAUAUGAAACUUUUAUCUGAUUAAUCGAUUCUAACAAUACUCAUUUGUAAAUUCCGCUUCAGUUUUUAUGGGAAGUUGGGGAUUCUUUUUUCCAAUUGCCAGAAAUUUUGCAACUCUAUUUGCAACAGUCUGUUUCUAUGUUUUUUUUUUCCAUGUUUACGUCCGUUGCGCUAGCUCCCGCUCGGCCUAUUUAUUGGAGGUCUUCACACUACAACGACAUCAACAGCAAUUCAGAACAAACAUCCACAUCUUUGAAUUCAUGCGUAUUUUCCUAAAUAUUUGAGCAAUUAUGAAUGGAAUAUAUGUAUAUGUACGUAUAUGUAUAUAGAAAUAUAUAUUUUGCAUUAUACAGUCGAGGGGGGGGGGAUUUUUUGCAAGUAUCAUUUGAUAUUCCUGUUCCCGUAAUUUGUUUCUGCGAUUUUUAACAUGGCCCCAUUUGAGACUCGAGUGUCUUCCCAAACUUUUUUUUUUGCCAUUGUCAAGCUUUUUUAAAAAUGUUUAUACCAGUGCUGAUUUUACUUAACUUGCUCCAAAGCUUUUUUGUUUUAUUUUUUCAACCCAGGGAAGCAAAAACACAUCUUUCUAUCAGAAGAAGCCAUAUUGCUAAUUUAUUAUUUUUUUUUAUUUAUUGUAUUUAUUCUAUCUAGGUACAUCCGCACCACACACGUCACCCAUUCGGCCCAAAUGAAGAUUUGUCCCUUUUUUUUUUUUCCCGUCUUGAGUGCAGUACCUAUUGAUGAUUCCAUUUUUGUUCAAAUAAUCACAAGAACCGGGUCACAAUUCCAAUCACUAUGCAGCUCCGUCAUACGCGUUACGAAAAUGAUUGUAUAUGACUUCAAUGUCCUUUAAAGUCCUUUUAUGCAAACAGUUGCCUUUCUGCAAAAACGGACGCUCACAGCGGCGGUGAAGACGACGACGGUGGAGAACUCAGGCAAUGUAAACAUGUAUUGACAAACACAUAAGUUCAGUAUUACACACGUACACACACUCCUGAAGGAUGUCACGCUGGUCGCAAUGGGAGCUAGAACUUCAAAGACUUAAUACUAUCGUUGUCAAAAACUGUAUGCAUUUUUUUAUAUGCUGACAAAAACUUGUAGUGUCUUUGUAAAUAUUUUUUUAUAAUAAAAGAUGCAACUAUA